AAAUAACUAUAAAUAAUAUUAGCUUGCCUAUUAGUUGAUUGCAAAAGGGGAUUCUUUUACAGAGGGAAUUUGGGGGUUGGUCAAGGCUGCAUUUGAACCAUUCCACUUUUCAUCAAAGGCUACAUAAAUAAGAUCAAAGAAGCAUAAUCUGAAGCAUGCAUUGUAGUUUGAUUUAUGUUGCAAUAUUAUGAGAUCAUUUAUCAAAUGGUACACACAGUGUAGGCAACGUCACUAGUUCACUGUUCUACUGGUACCAUCAAUAAUUGUGGAAAUGGCUUCAUACUGGGUGAUUUUAGUCAUUGUUUUGGUCCAUGUCGUGCUGUAUGUAACGGACACAGUGCUCAAGUCCUGCCUGCACCUGCCGUACCUGAACCUGCUGGAGGCCUCCGGCGUCACGGUCCGUCCGCUGCAGCUCAAGUGGAGUACUCGCGCGCUGAACCGGCCGUUCCAGCGGUGGGGCGGCGGCGGCGGCCGGCUGGCGCGGCUCUGGUUCUCUGCCGGGGUGUGGGUCACCUGCGCGCUGCUGGUGCCCUCCGUGCUGCUGCUGCUGCACACGGUACACUCGCUGCUGAGACCGGCGGCCGCCGAGGGAGCGGCGGCCACCGCGGCGCCGCCCGCCUUCGUACUGGAGCCCGUGCUGCCGGGCGUGAACCUGCCGGCCGAGGACGUGCCCUACUAUGUCAUCACCCUGCUGGUGUGCAGCGUCUACCACGAGUGCGGACACGCCGUGGCCGCCGUCCGUGAGCAGGUGCGUGUGUUCGGCUCCGGCCUGCUGCUGGUGCUCGUGCUGCCGGCCGCGUUCGUGGACGUCUGCUCGGAGGCGCUCUCCGCGCUGCCGCCGCUCCGCCGACUGCGCGUGCUCUGCGCCGGCGUCUGGCACAACGUGGUGCUGUGCGCGGCGGCGGCCGCCCUGCUGGCCGCUCUGCCGCUGCUCACCGCGCCCCUGUACAGGGUGGGGCAGGGCGCUGUGGUCUACAGCGUCUAUCAGGACUCUCCGCUGCACGGCGCCACCGGUCUGUCGGCCGGCGACCUGGUGACGGCCGUGAACGAGUGCCCGGUCCGCUCGCGGCGCGACUGGCUCUCCUGUCUGGCGCGCGCAGCCUCCGAGCCGCAGACGGGCUACUGCGUCUCCACCGACCUAAGCGCCACCUACGACGAGACCAUACACCACCCGUACGCGCGGGACGACACGGGCCUGGUGGAGUGCUGCGACGCCUCCAACAGCAGCUCGCACCUGUGUUUCGAGUUUGUCGGCGACGACGGCACGCCCGACUGGACGGCGCCGCCGGUCUCGUGUCUGCCGGCGCGCGCCGUGCUCGACUCCGGCCCGGCGCGCUGCCAGACCACGGCCUCGUGCGGCGAGCCGGCGCGCUGUUUCCGUCCGGCGCUGGAGCCGGCCGUACGGCUGCUCUCGCUGCGGCGGCGCGCCGGACCGGCCGUGCUGUUCCUGGGCGCGCCGGGCACGGUGUUCGCGGAUGCGGCGGUGUCUGACCACGAGCCGCGCUGGUGGCCGCUGCCGGCCGCCGCGCCGCGCCGCCUCCAGACGCUGGCGCACUACGUGCUCUCCUUCUCCGCGGCGCUGGCCGUGCUGAACGUGGUGCCCUGCUUCGCGCUGGACGGCCAGUGGAUCUGGGCGGCGCUGCUGGAGGCCGCGCUCGGCGGCCGCGUCUCCCGCCGGAGGAGAGCCACCAUCGAGCGCGUCGGGGUGCUGGCCGGCUCGGCGCUGCUGGCCGCCAACGUGGUGCUCGGGCUGCGCAGCGUCUUCAGGGCGGCCUGAGCUCAGCGGAACCACGAGUCCUUGUGGUGCUUUCUGAGAAGAACUCGUUGAAGCGUUGUUACAGUUAUACUCUGGGUGCUUCCUCGUCGCAAUAAGUGAUGGCAGGGCAAACUAUGCACUGUCAUUUCGCCAGGCACCAAUCGGGUGGCAAAGCUGAUUAUGCUUCAAUGAUGCACUGUGGCCCUUCGGCAUUUAUACUCAUAACGCACUUUAUGGGCGUGAUUCCCUGCUUCCUCCUGUCAAUUAUCAUAACCUCUGCUGUGAUGGGUGAUAUAGAAGUGAUCUCAUAUUUGAAAUAGGGCGCUUGUCAAUGCACUUUCGUUGAUUGGAAUGCUUCAGGCAGCUGUUGGCUAAUGUCCAGUCCCGCUUCUAAUGUCGAGGGCAGGCGCUUGGAGAUCGCUAUUUGUUAGAUAGCCUUCUAGCCGCUGUUAGGAUUGCCAGUUCAUUCCGACUGCCGAUCGGUGACCCGUCAUAGUCCCGUACCGACACCACCGGUUAUGCCAGUGCACUCUGUCAAACAUGACACUCGGCUCCGCGAGCCGACGUUUUAGCUCUUCAACUGGGAGUCCCCGCGGGUAAUGUGCAUUGUGCAUGCGCUGGCAUGUACGGUUGUUAGUGCGUAGUGUGCAGUGUGCGUACAGUGGAUGAUAUCCGUGCAUUGUUACAUAAAGCACAAAUAUAAUAUUUGUGAAUGUAUAUUUUUGA
This is a messenger RNA of Amphibalanus amphitrite, 2482 nucleotides long. Its product is annotated as membrane-bound transcription factor site-2 protease-like. Gene Ontology annotation, cellular component: cytoplasm; membrane. The transcript is spliced from 7 exons. The coding region runs from base 272 to 1777 and encodes 501 amino acids. NCBI's taxonomy places the organism in Eukaryota, Metazoa, Arthropoda, Thecostraca, Balanomorpha, Balanidae. Gene Ontology annotation, biological process: regulation of response to endoplasmic reticulum stress; membrane protein intracellular domain proteolysis. The record is from RefSeq and is a predicted model, not a curated record. Gene Ontology annotation, molecular function: protein binding; metalloendopeptidase activity.